This is a messenger RNA of Capsicum annuum, 1516 nucleotides long. Its product is annotated as glutamine synthetase cytosolic isozyme 1-1. Gene Ontology annotation, molecular function: glutamine synthetase activity. The record is from RefSeq and is a predicted model, not a curated record. Bases 199 to 1269 code for a protein of 356 amino acids. The transcript has 12 exons. Gene Ontology annotation, cellular component: cytoplasm. NCBI's taxonomy places the organism in Eukaryota, Viridiplantae, Streptophyta, Magnoliopsida, Solanales, Solanaceae.
AAUUCCAAUGUACAUAUCGAACACCGUACGGAAACAAGUAAAAUAAUAAUUGUGAAUAGUUUUAUACAACCAACACUUUCUCAAGCUGCCUAUAUAAACAGAACAAACUACUUCUCUUUCUCACAUUUAAUUUUCUCAUUCAACAAAUUUUCAACUCUUUCCUAUAAGUUAAUUUUUGAAAAGUAUUUCUAUUUCAUAAUGGCUAAUCUUUCUGAUCUUGUUAAUCUUAAUCUUUCUGAUUCCACUGAGAAAAUUAUUGCUGAAUAUAUAUGGAUUGGUGGAUCAGGAAUGGAUGUUAGGAGCAAAGCCAGGACAAUUUCUGGUCUUGCUAAUGAUCCUUCAAAGCUUCCAAAAUGGAAUUAUGAUGGUUCUAGUACUGGUCAAGCUCCUGGUGAAGAUAGUGAAGUGAUACUAUAUCCUCAAGCAAUUUUCAAGGAUCCAUUUAGGAGGGGCAACAAUAUUUUGGUUAUAUGUGAUUGUUACACCCCAGCUGGUGAACCAAUUCCAACAAACAAGAGGCACAAUGCUGCAAAGAUUUUCAGCAAUCCUAAUGUUGUUGCUGAGGAACCUUGGUAUGGUCUUGAGCAAGAAUACACCUUACUCCAAAAGGAUAUUAAUUGGCCACUUGGAUGGCCUAUUGGUGGUUUUCCUGGACCACAGGGACCAUACUACUGUGGAAUUGGAGCCGGAAAGGCAUUUGGUCGCGAUAUUGUUGAUGCUCAUUACAAAGCCUGUCUCUAUGCUGGGAUUCACAUUAGUGGUAUCAACGGAGAAGUGAUGCCCGGACAGUGGGAAUUUCAAGUUGGACCUUCGGUUGGCAUUGCAUCAGGUGAUGAGCUAUGGGUAGCGCGUUACAUUCUUGAGAGGAUUUGUGAGAUUGCUGGAGUUGUAGUGUCAUUCGACCCCAAACCUAUUCCGGGUGACUGGAAUGGAGCGGGCGCUCAUACAAACUAUAGUACUAAGUCGAUGAGGAAAGAGGGAGGGUAUGAAGUUAUCAAGAAGGCUAUUGAGAAGCUUGGACUUAGGCACAAAGAGCACAUUGAAGCAUAUGGUGAAGGCAACGAGCGUCGUCUUACUGGAAGACACGAAACAGCUGACAUCAACACGUUCAAAUGGGGCGUUGCUAACCGUGGUGCAUCCAUUCGUGUGGGAAGAGAUACGGAGAAAGAAGGUAAGGGAUACUUUGAGGACAGGAGGCCUGCAUCGAACAUGGAUCCAUACAUAGUGACUUCCAUGAUCGCCCAGACUACCAUCCUCUGGAACCCUUGAACGCGUACUACUUUCUUGAGGAUUCGAUGAACUAUUUUUCGAGGUGCAACAUUUGGAGAAAGAAUUGAAUGUCUUUAACAACCCUUAUAUAGCUAAGCCAUUUUGAUAUACAUUAUGUUGUUUUCUAAGUUUCCAUUUUGUAUUAUACUCAGCAAGGCUGAGUUCAUUGCCUAUAUGAUUUGGCAAUGUUGUUAAAAAUAACACUUUUAAUCUUAUUAAUAACAAUAUGGAAGGGUUUAACUUACAA